CUUAUCGAGACGAGUGGCUCCAAUCCCCGAGCUCGAAAUUACUCAUCGGGGGACACUCUAUCCUCACGAUGAAACAACGUUUAUCCUUCCGCUAUAUCAUCCGCGAUACAUUUGCUCUUGUCACGACCAGCUUCUUCAACUAUAUGCCAGGAAGGCCGGAAAUCGACAGCAAUACUGGGCGACGACUGCUCGGGGUCGACGAAUGGGUGGACACUAUUACUAUGCGGCCAAAGUCUGUACGCUGCUUGGGGUGUAACGACCGCAUACUGUUUACUCGUAAAGAUUUUGAUGUUAGGAUGUGGCAGACACAUCGGGAUUCCUGCAAGGGCAUUGAUGAUAUGAUGAAGAAAGCCAUUGUGAAGGAACUCAUCAUGCUGGCCAAUGAUGCGGAGUUCUGAGCUCUUCG
Messenger RNA from Guyanagaster necrorhizus, 406 nucleotides. RefSeq lists its product as uncharacterized. The record is from RefSeq and is a predicted model, not a curated record. Lineage: Eukaryota; Fungi; Basidiomycota; Agaricomycetes; Agaricales; Physalacriaceae. The coding region runs from base 69 to 398 and encodes 109 amino acids. The transcript is spliced from 2 exons.